AUGGCACCAGGCGCAAUCUUCGAGACGCCCAACGUGGCUGAGAACUUCAACGACCACCGCGAUGGUCUUGCCCUCGAGGCCACCUCCGACGCCAUUGACGAUGUCAACGUUCUCAAGGCCGCGAUGAAGGUCAAGAACGGCACCGCGACACAGAAGGAGAAGGACAUCUACGAGCAAUCCGAGUUCGACGCCGAAAAGGACAAGACCCAGUUCCGCCAGUACGAAGAAGCAUGCGACCGUGUCAAGAACUUCUACCGCGAGCAACACGAAAAGCAAACUGUUGGCUACAACCUCAAAGCACGCAACGCCUUCCACAGCAAGACCCGCGCCGAGAUGACCAUCUGGGAAGCAAUGGAGAAGCUCAACACACUUAUUGACGAAUCCGACCCAGACACCUCCCUCUCCCAAAUCGAGCAUCUCCUCCAAUCUGCCGAGGCCAUCCGCCGCGACGGAAAGCCGCGCUGGUUCCAGCUCGUAGGUCUCAUCCACGACCUAGGCAAGCUACUCUUCUUCUACGACGCCCAGGGCCAAUGGGAUGUAGUCGGCGACACAUUCCCUGUCGGUUGCGCCUUCUCCCCCAAGAUCAUCUACCCCGACACCUUCAAGAACAACCCAGACUACAAGGACGAGAUCUACAGCACCGAGCACGGCAUCUACACACCUGGCUGCGGUAUGGACAAUGUCAUGUUGAGCUGGGGCCACGACGAGUACCUCUACCACAUCAUGAAGGACCAGAGCAGCAUCCCUGAUGAGGGUCUUGCUAUGAUCAGGUACCACUCUUUCUACCCGUGGCACACUGGUGGUGCGUACAGGUGGAUGAUGAACGACAAGGACGAGCGCAUGCUGGAGGCUGUCAAGGCCUUCAACCCGUACGAUCUUUACAGCAAGAGCGACGAGGUACCCAAGGUUGAGGACCUCAAGGAGUACUACUUGGACAUUAUUGAUGAGUACAUUGGCAAGGACAAGAAGUUGAAGUGGUAG
Alternaria atra is the source of this 981-nucleotide messenger RNA. RefSeq lists its product as uncharacterized. Gene Ontology annotation, cellular component: cytoplasm. Gene Ontology annotation, molecular function: inositol oxygenase activity; iron ion binding. The transcript has a single exon. Lineage: Eukaryota; Fungi; Ascomycota; Dothideomycetes; Pleosporales; Pleosporaceae. The record is from RefSeq and is a predicted model, not a curated record. Gene Ontology annotation, biological process: inositol catabolic process. Bases 1 to 981 code for a protein of 326 amino acids.